Molecule: messenger RNA, 3942 nt
Organism: Rotaria sp. Silwood2
Lineage: Eukaryota; Metazoa; Rotifera; Eurotatoria; Philodinida; Philodinidae
Source: the annotation of a GenBank genome assembly
AUGUCAUUACUAUCAGGAGCAACCCUUAUUCUUGCUCUUCUUAUCUGUUUUCAUCAUUGGACAUGUUUAUCUAAUAGACUACCAUCAGGUUUUGUCUAUGUACAUGAUAUUAUACCAGAUAUACAAAUAAGUUUACGUUAUGCAAGUGAAGAAAAUUUUAUGGGUCAUGUUGUUAAUGGUUAUUUAUCAAAUGUUUCCAUCAUGACUAAAGCAGCAGCUGUUGCGUUAAAACAAGCACAAUCAUUAGCAAAAGAAAAUUCUUAUGAAUUAGUUAUUUAUGAUGGAUAUCGUCCACAAAAAAGUGUUAAUCAAUUUUUUAAUUGGAGUCAAAAUUUAAAUGAUUCACAAAUAAAAAAAAGCUUCUAUUAUCCACGUAUUAAUAAAGAAGAUACAUUUGAACUUGGUUAUAUUGCUGAAAAAUCUGGUCAUACAAGAGGAAGUACAAUUGAUUUAACUUUAAUUUUACUUGGAAAACAUGUACAAAGUCCAUUAAAAGCAAUUGAAAGAAAUUUAACAGAUAAUUCAAAAAUAUUAUAUUUAGAUGAUGGUACUAUUGAUAUGGGAUCUUCAUUUGAUUUAUUUGAUGAAGCAUCACAUACAAAUAGUACACUUGUAAAUAAAGCUUAUCAAGAAAGACGAAUAAUGUUUAAAAAUCUAAUGGAACAAGUUGGUUUUAUUAAUUAUGAUAGAGAAUGGUGGCAUUAUAGACUUAUAAACGAACCAUUUCCAGACACAUAUUUUGAUUUUGAUAUUGAAUCAUCAUUAGAUCGUUUUAAUUAUGAUAAAUUACGCUCAUCAAGCUUUGGUGAAUCUUUUCCCAGUAUAAAAACUAAUAAUGUAGAAACAACAGCAAUAUUGUCAAAUUUGUCUCGUUGUCCUGAGAGCAUAGACAUCACUAAUCUGACUGAUGAAGAUCUUGAUAAAGCAAAUCUUCGAACAGUAUCAAUGAGUUAUUCAGAAGAACAAAAUGUUAAUGAAGAUAAUCAUUCUCUAUCGUAUAUAAAUAAAGAAGUCGAUAAAUUAGAAAAAACAAAAGAACUCAGUCGAUGGGAUGAUGCUUUGGAAAAAUAUGAACAAAAUCAAGAAAAAAAUGAAAUUCCUCUAAAAGAUGAAAAACUCAAUGAAAAUGUUGAUAAUAUUUCUGUACUUCCAAUAAGUGUACCUUCAACUGAGAUAGUUCAUGUAAAUGUACAAGAAUUUAAACCAACAUCUAUUAAUGAUCCAAUAUUUCCAGUUCUUCGUAAUCUAUUUGUACGUUCAUUUGAUGAAUAUUAUAAACAAAUUGAAGUUCAAUUAAAUUUAAAAUCUGAGAAAACUCUUACUCAAUGGCUUGAUGAAACAUUUAAUGAUGAACGAGAAACUAUUUUAUCAGGAGAAUAUCGUUGUUUUAUUUUAUGUAGUAAUCAAUGUCAAGAUUUAAAAGACAAUAUCUUAGGAUUUUUAACAUUAAAAGAAGAAAAGAAAGGAUCAAUAUAUAUUGCUCAAGUAGCUGUUCGUCUUGAUAUUAAACGACGAGGUUAUGGAGUUCAACUAUUACAACAUUUACGUAAUAUUUAUCCACCAAAUACUUACUAUUGGGGUUUAUGUCGACGAGCUAAUCGACCAGCUUUACAAUUUUAUCUUAAAAAUGGUGCAAAAUUUAUGACCGAUGAUGAUGUAGCAACUAAAUAUGGAUAUGAUCCAACAUUAUAUGCCGGUUUUGAAUUUCUCGAUACUAUUUCUGUUAUCAUUCCGCAACUAAAAACAAUGGUAAGAACAGAAUCAGAUGUUAAGAAUUCUGAUCAACAACCAACAAUAAUAACAACAUUUAAAAAUAAAAUGGGUACUGCAUUUCGUAAACGAUUAAAAUCAUCAUCUAUACAAGAAGAACUUAAAAAAAAUUCUCUUUCAUCUUCAUCAACUGAACAAGAACUAUCAAAUGAAUCUUUACCUAAUGGAAUAACCCUUGUAUGGCUUGAUCCAUGUGUUGGUGAAUCUUAUUCAAAAAAGGAAAAAAAUAUUCUCAGUUAUUUACGUCAAUUAAAUAUAGGUUCCAUUCGAAUCUAUGAUAAUGUUAAUUUAUGUCUUGAUUUUUUAAAAUCCAUUCCACAGGUUGAAAAUAGUCAAUGUUCAAAAAUUUAUUUUAUUGUAUCCGAUGUAUUUAGUUUAGAAAUUUUACCUGAAUUAAAAUCGUUGCCAAUUAUUGAUUCAGUUUUUAUUUUCUCUAAAGAUUCAUCAAAAUAUAAAGAAUUAAUUAAAGAAUAUGAACCACUUAUUAUUGAUAUUUGUACGAAUAUUGAUGAUUUAUAUAAUCGUAUUAAUAAACAAAUAGAAGAACAUGAUGAAUUAAAAUUCGUUUUUCAUUUUUUUUCACAAGAACAAAAUACAACAAGAGAUUUAACAAAUGAUUCUGCUUCAUUUCUUUGGUUUCAAUUAUUUCAAAUAAUAAUAAGUGAUUUAAAAUGUACAGAAAAUGAUAUGAAUAUAAUGCUUAAUUAUUGUUCAAAACAGAUACAACAAGAUAUAAAUAAAACGAAAACUUUAUUAGAAAUAGAAGAAUUUCGUCAAACUUAUACAAGUAAAGAUGCUAUUUAUUGGUAUACAAAAGAAUCAUUUGUUUAUCGUCUUCUCAAUAAAUCAUUACGUACGGAAGAUAUUGAAACAUUGUAUAUAUUUCGAUUUUUUAUUGCUGAUUUAUGUAGACAAUUAAAAAUUGAACAUGAAAAAUUUCGUACAAAUCAAAAUCAAUCACCUAUUUUAACACUUUAUCGUGGUGGUCGUAUUUCAUCGAAAGAAUUAGAUAAUUUAUUUCAAACAAUUGGAAAUUUAACAAGUUUAAAUGGAUUUAUUUCAACAAGCGUCGAACAACGUGUAGCUAUGGCAUUUUUACAAAAAAAAACAUCAAGAACAGAAAAUAUUGAAAAAGUUUUAUUUAUUAUUGAAGUUGAUAUUCGAUCGGAAUAUAUUAUAUGUGCAUAUUUAAAAGAAUUAAGUGCAUUACAAGAUGAAGAAGAAGUUUUAUUUAAUAUUGGAACUGUUUUUUAUCUUAAUAAAAUUGAAUAUGAUUCAAUUGAAAAAAUUUGGAAUGUUUAUAUGAAAGCUACAGAAGCAGGUAUAAAUGCAGUACGUGAUUAUAUUGAAUUAAUUCAUCAAGAAUUAACAGAUACAAGUGUUUCAAUUAUAUUUGGACAACUUUUUCUUCAAAUGGGAAAAUAUAUUGUAGCACAAAAAUAUUUUCUUGAUUUACUUGAACAUUCAAAAGAAGAUGAUCCAGAUUUACCUCGUAUACAUUAUCAUUUAGCUUUAACUUAUGGUUAUCAAUAUGAUUUUAUGCAAGCUGAAAAUCUUUUAAAAGAAGUUUAUCAAUUUUAUAAAACAAAUAAAGGAAAUAAUAUUGAUCUUACUCGUAUAGAAAAUGGUCUCGGAUGGAUGUAUCAUCAUAAUGGAGAAUUAGAUGAAGCUAUGAUUCAUUUUCAAGCAGCAUUUAAUCUUGCUCCAUAUCAAUUAGAGUUAAAUCAUUUAAUUCAUGCACAAACAUGUAGUCUUCUUGGUGAUUAUCAAGCUGAAAUACUUAAUAAAAAAGCAUUAGAAAUUGAACGUCUACAUUUACCUGCCAAUCAUCCUCGUAUUGGUGUAACAUUUAAUGAUAUCGGUGAUGUAUUUCGUAAACGAAAAGAAAUGAAAAUAGCAUUACACUAUUAUGAACAAGCUGAAAUAAUUUUUCAUCGAAGUUUACCAAAAUAUCAUCCUUAUAGAGCUUAUUGUUGGUCAUGUAUGGGUUUUGUCUAUCUUUAUAAUAAAAAAAUAAAACAAGCUCAAGAAUAUCAUGAAAAAGCACUUGAAAUUUAUCGACAUGUUUUACCAGCUGAACAUAUAAAUAUAAAAAUAAGUGAAAAAAAUUGUCAAUGUACAGAUUUUCAAAAAAUAAACGAUGCUUAUAUUAAAGUUUGCUCACAAGUUUAA